Molecule: messenger RNA, 1007 nt
Organism: Peromyscus maniculatus bairdii (prairie deer mouse)
Lineage: Eukaryota; Metazoa; Chordata; Mammalia; Rodentia; Cricetidae
Source: RefSeq, a predicted model, not a curated record
AUGACCCCAAGUGCCCUGGAAGAGGAGUUGGUUCCCACGGCAUCGGCUCGCUCUGCCCCACCCCCACCCAAGCCUCAGAGAGGGCGGGGCGGGCCGUGCCCACAGGAGAACGGCAGUGCCAGGCAAGCUAGCCUGGUUCCAUGCCAAGGUCCCCAGGCCCAGUCAUCACGGAAACAGCACCUCAGCGUCCAAAAGCCUAAGCCCAGGAUUCAUCAGGUCCCUCCCAGGGGCUCCACACAGGACAGGGAGAACCAGGGAUCCAAUCCCACGGCCGCCCUAGUCCUAGACGCCAGAGCAGACAUACUCAGCCUCCACAGCGACCCUGCAGGAAGAUUGCCCUCGGAUCAGCGUGACCAUAGCUCUACCCUGCGCGUGCGCACUGGCUCUGGGGUGCCUAGCGUCACUCCUGGUGCCACCCGAUGGCGCUCUGGGCGAAGAGGUCCAGCUGCAGCAGUCUCCCGAGCCCAGAGUGGCCAGAUGGUUUUCAAACUUUGGCAACAUCAACAAGUACAUAGAGAAGAUCUUCAACAACGGUUUGAAGAAACCCAAAAACCUCAAGAAACCGUCCAACUCUACCAAACCCACCCCGUCGAGUACCACAGUACAUCCUUACUUGAACAUCACGAACCCCACGACCUCAGAACACCGGCAAACCCCAAACUCCACCCCUUGGGCUCCAGCCAUAAUGCAGCCAGCAGAGGCCUCCACCUAUAUCCUUGAGCAGACACCUGGCCAGAAUCUGACUACCCUUGGACCCUUUUAGACGAUGAGACGGACCUCUAUUCCUCCCUACCCACCCAGCAUGGACAGACAAUAAAGAGAAAUAGCAGGACUAACAAGAUGGCUCCAGGUUACUUGCCACUAGCCUGCCGGCCAGAGCUCCCUUCUGGAUCUCUUAAGAUGGAAGAAAGGACGCGUACCAUGACUCGCGUGUGUACACACACACGCAUCAUACAAACCACAAUAACAAUAAAGGGACGGAUAAACAAAUACAUUUUAAAAAAGAA